Messenger RNA from Aspergillus neoniger CBS 115656, 1354 nucleotides. Its product is annotated as isocitrate dehydrogenase (NAD(+)) IDH2. Gene Ontology annotation, cellular component: mitochondrion. Gene Ontology annotation, molecular function: NAD binding; isocitrate dehydrogenase (NAD+) activity; magnesium ion binding. The record is from RefSeq and is a predicted model, not a curated record. Gene Ontology annotation, biological process: tricarboxylic acid cycle; isocitrate metabolic process. The transcript has 6 exons. Lineage: Eukaryota; Fungi; Ascomycota; Eurotiomycetes; Eurotiales; Aspergillaceae. The coding region runs from base 51 to 1208 and encodes 385 amino acids.
UUUUAUUCCACCCUUGACCGUUUGACGUCGAUCUCGGGUACUUUAUCACAAUGAUUGCCGCCAGGAACUUUGUCGCUCCCGCCCGUCAAUGCUUGCGGACAACACGUGUGUCCCCUCGCAUUGCCUCGCCCUUCUCGCAGCUCCGCACUUACUCCGUUGCUGCCGAUGAGCGCGUCGCCAAGUUCAAGGGUCAGAAGGACACUGAUGGAAAAUACACUGUUACUCUGAUCGAGGGUGAUGGUAUCGGUCCCGAGAUCUCCCAGUCGGUGAAGGAUAUCUUCGCUGCCGCAAACGCCCCUGUCAAGUGGGAGCCCGUUGAUGUUACUCCCAUCCUGAAGGACGGCAAGACCGCCAUCCCCGACGAGGCCAUCAAGAGCGUCCAGAAGAACUACGUUGCGCUCAAGGGUCCUCUUGCUACCCCCGUCGGCAAGGGACACGUCUCUCUGAACUUGACCCUCCGUCGUACUUUCAACCUCUUCGCCAACGUCCGUCCCUGCCGUUCCGUUGCCGGUUACAAGACCCCCUACGACAAUGUCGACACCGUCCUGAUCCGUGAGAACACCGAGGGUGAAUACUCCGGCAUUGAGCACGUCGUCGUCGACGGUGUCGUCCAGAGCAUCAAGCUCAUCACCAAGGAGGCCUCCGAGAGAGUGCUCCGCUUCGCCUUCCAGUACGCUCGUUCCAUCAACAAGAAGAAGGUCCGUGUCGUGCACAAGGCCACCAUCAUGAAGAUGUCCGACGGUCUCUUCCUCAACCUUGCUCGUGACAUCGCCAAGGAGUUCCCCGACGUCGAGUUCGAUGCUGAGCUGCUGGACAACUCUUGCCUGAAGAUCGUUACCGACCCCACCCCCUACAACGACAAGGUCCUUGUUAUGCCCAACCUGUACGGUGACAUUCUGUCCGACAUGUGCGCCGGUCUGAUCGGUGGUCUUGGUCUGACCCCCUCCGGUAACAUUGGUGACGAGUGCUCCAUCUUCGAGGCCGUCCACGGUUCCGCCCCCGACAUUGCUGGCAAGGGUCUUGCCAACCCCACUGCUCUGCUUCUGAGCAGUAUCAUGAUGCUUCAGCACAUGGGUCUGACCGAGCACGCCGCUCGUAUCCAGAAGGCUACUUUCGACACCCUCGCCGAAGGAAAGGCCCUCACCGGUGACUUGGGUGGUUCCGCCAAGACCCACGAGUAUGCUGAGGCCAUCAUGAAGCGUCUGUAAGGGAUUGGAACCUGCCUGUACUAUUCCCCUAAAUUGUUUCCUUUUUAGCCUGUGAAUGACUAGACCAAAUAUGUAGUGAUCUACUGUAUGUGCUCCCAUGUAUUUAGAUGCCAUUUAUGUUGUUUUAAUUACUACCUCGGUUCUUC